AUGACUGUUUCUACGACGUUUAGUGAAGAUUUGCCAGGGUCAGAUUUAGAUGCGGAGCCAACCACACUGACUACGCAGUGGCAGCUUUUCGACGCUUUGGAACGGUACGACGACGAAGAAGAAAUUGCCUUCGUCACGCCACCGACGACUUCGGCUGAGUUGGAAGUCGCAACGUUACCCGCGGAGCGUGCACCGCAGCAACGGGAGCAACAGUAUGCGGAAUCCGUGUUGGAUUCCGAAGCCCUCGGCGACCUUCCCGUGAUCACUGAACCUGAGGAAACGACGGGAACUGGAAGGAGAGUGGGCGACCGCGAAGGCCCUCCAUCCAAUCUCCCGUACGACUUCAAUUCGCAGGACUAUCGCGACAUGGAAGAAACAAUCGAAAGAGAAGCUGCCAACGAGGACGACGACGCCGGCGACGACGGAGCAGCGACGCCGACGGGAGAUCUUCCACCUUACGCGGACGAGGAAAGUUCGCUAUUGACGCCAAACGUGAAGUGGGUGGACGCGAACUGGAAGCAGUACACUUCUGGAUUCCUUCAGGAAAACGAAAACGACGAUCUGGAGUGGGAUCCUUCUCAAGACGUUCGACGAAUCCCAGACGAACCGAAGACGCACGCGAGACCCACGUCGUCUUCGACGCCGGCGACUCCCAAAUCUGUCGCGCUUGAAGAUCUCGAUGCGCACCGUCGAGAAUCGGCGAAGGAGAACGAACGUACGUUGGAACUGGGCAACCAGAAGCUGAACGAGGUGCAGGACAAACUUGCGGAAAAGGAACGAAAACUCACCGAAGCCAGAGUCGUCAUACAGAAAUUAAAAGACGAAAUACACGAGGCGAAGAUGUCCGCUUUGAGAGAAUCGUCCGACGUUCGCAGCAUCGCGGAGGAAGAGGUUGAACGUCUGAAGACAGAACUCGCUUCAAAGACGGAUGCCCUGAAGGAAAGGGAUCUAGACGUGGUUCGCUUGGAAUCGGAUCUGAAAGCCGCGAGGAGAAAGUCGAAGCAGCCGCCACAGGAAGAGAGCGGCAGCGAGCUGCAACAAAAGCUGCAGGAAGCCGUCCGCAAACUGAAAGACCGAGAGAGAUCGCACGCCGACAUGGAAGAGGAGUUGGAAGAGAAAGACGACAAAAUCAGCGUGCUGAAGAAAGAGUCGACGCUCGCCAAGACAGCGAUGUCCAUGUACGAAAAGCGGGUGGACGUCUUGGAAGAAAACCUGAAAACGGCUUGCAAGCGAUACGACGAGGAAGUGAAAAGCAGACGGAUUGUGGAGGCGGCCGCAAAAAAGGCAGACGAGCACGCGCAAUCCAUGGCCGACAAGAACGUCGAAUUGCAGCGAGAACUGUUAAGACGGCAACCCGAAGAGUCGUUGUACGAAAUGGAAGUGAACCUCAGAGAGAAGGAGAAGUUGCGGCGAGCGCAAUCCGAUCUGGAGGAGGAACGGAAGACGGUUAUGCGAUUGAAGAGUGCGAUCGAGGACCUGAAAAAGGACCAAACGCGUCAUUCGGAGGUUCUUCGAGAGAACAGAAACCUUAAGGAGGAGGUGGAAGCAAACGCCAGGAGGAUCGAAAGUAUCGACGACGAACUUCGUGCGUCGAAACGGACACUCGGCGACAGAGACAAAGAUCGAGCAACGUCCAACCUGAAGAAGGAAAUCGCCACUCUCAGAGACGAACUUCGUGCCGAAAAGGACAAGCAGGUGGAGAGUCUGAAGGAACGGUUGGAUGAAAAAGGUCGCUCGACUGCAAACGCGAACAAGGAGAUCGCCUCCCUCAGAAACGAACUUCGUGCCGAAAGGGAAAAGGUGGCAACGGCUUCCAAGGAACGCAGCGACGGCGACGCCCGACGUUCGGCGAUUCUCGAAAAGAUCAAAGAGGAUCUGCGAUUGGCGACUCGCGAAUGGAAAGAAUGGGUCGAAGAAUUGAAGAAGGCACGCGACGAAUUUCACGAAUCCCACGUCAAGGAACUCGGAUCGCUUCGAGACGAUCUCGAGAGGGAGAAAUCGGACGCUGAAACGAAACUUGCAACGGCGAAGGCGAGCCACUCGGACGAGAUUGAAAAUCUUCAAACGCAGAUAUCUUUCCUCAAAGAAAAGGAAUCGAAACUGAGAAGAGACACAGAGAAACUGAGGCUCGCGACCGAUUCCGAACGUCGGUCGAAGGAGGACCUUGAUAGGUGGCAAGCCGAGAAGAGGUCGUGGCAAGCGACGGCCGAACGACGUUCGGCAGAUCUCGACAAUCUUCGCGACCUGCUGAAGACGUCCGAGAGAGAACGCGCCAAUCUUGAGUCCCAACUUUCGAACGUUGACAAGAAUGUAACGGAUUCGAAAGAAACGGAUUCGUUGAAGCGGGAGCUGGAAAGACAUCGACAGGAGGUCCGACAACUCGAACGACUUCUGAGCGACGAAAAGAGGGAGAAGUCGGGUGAAUGCAACGAUAGAAUGAUUUCGGUAAAGUAA
Molecule: messenger RNA, 2454 nt
Organism: Anneissia japonica
Lineage: Eukaryota; Metazoa; Echinodermata; Crinoidea; Comatulida; Comatulidae
Product: myosin-9-like
Exons: 5
Coding region: 1-2454 (817 amino acids)
Biological process (GO): telomere maintenance via telomerase; telomere maintenance via recombination; double-strand break repair
Cellular component (GO): Mre11 complex; condensed nuclear chromosome
Molecular function (GO): single-stranded telomeric DNA binding; G-quadruplex DNA binding; double-stranded telomeric DNA binding
Source: RefSeq, a predicted model, not a curated record